UCGGGGCGGCGGCGGCGGCGUCAUGGAGGAGACGCAGCUCCUGUGGGACCCCGACCAGCGGGACCCCCGCGGCCGCCUCAGGAUCCUCACGGGCAGCCAGCAGGCCCAGUCUGCUCUUGUCCAAUUUAUGGUGUACGAAGGUCUUAAUGUGAUCGGCCGGGAUGAGAACUGCCACAUUCAUAUCCCGGUGCAGUCUGUGUCCAGACGCCACGCGGUGAUUGAGAUCGAGGGGGACUCCCACGUGAUCCGAGACUGCGACAGCCUCAACAGCACCUGGCGGAAGAAGGUCUUCCUCAAGCCGCACGUCCGCUACGACAUCAACGACGGCGACCUCUUCCUGUUCGGGGACGUGGCCUGCCAGUACCAAGUGCUGCGGCCCGCCCCGCAAGGCUCCGACUCCGGCUCUGAGACCGGCUCGGAGUCCAUGCUCCCCCAGCCCGGGGCGGGCGCAGGGGCCGAGGGGGCGGAGAGCGACCGGAUCACCGAGGCGGGGAACAGCGACGCAGAAUUGACCGGCGACUCCAUGGUGGUCUCGCCCACCCCGGCGCACCAGCGCAACAGGCUGCCGGCCCAGGUCGCCCAGCCAGACGUCCACGUGAAGGAGUCUGAGGAUGACGACACUCCAUGGAAGGGUUCCCGAUCUCUCUUUUCCCGACCAUGCCAAGAUCCAAGCACUUCAGUGUGUCAAACUCCUUCAGCUAACAUUGUCCCAGAGAGCGACGAUGAGGCAGAAAACGUGUCUCGAUCCAGCGCUGAGCCCAAGCGGUUGCAUUACGACAGUGACACCGACUUGGAAGAAGAUCAGCAUCCUGGUGAAGAAUCGGCAGAGCAGAGCACCGAGCAGCCGGCCGACGGCAUCGACCCACGUCCUGAGACCACGGUGAACGGUGACACCGCGCUCGGUGAUUUGAGUGCUGCCGAAGAAGUGGCCAGCAAUGAACCAGGCGACGGGUUUGUCCAGGAAAAUGGCGAUCUCCCUUCGCAGCGGCCUGUUACGCCGCCAUCUGCAGAUACGAGCGAUUUAUAUGCUCUGGAACCAACUCAGUGCUUCAUCCUGAAUGUAUCAAGCUCGCAAGAUGGAACGCCGGCUGAAGAGAAUUCUAUAACACCUGGUGACCCUUGGACCACACGCAGCCCGGGGGAAGAUGCCACAGGGACCUUCAACCCCCACUCUCCAGUUUCCACCAAAGAGCCAUCUCAAAGUGACCCUGUGGCGCGGACCAGUGAGACAGAGAGUGUGGCAGAGCCGCCGGUGAGCGAGGCUGCCGAGUCAGCUUUGCCAUCGCACCAGGGUGGGUCAGAGCCUCGAGAGGAAGGUGGGACGGGACCCGAGGACCAGGAGCGUUGGGCCAAUGAGGACACGCAGUUGUUCUACGCUGAGCAGCGGGCUAACGGGGAGGAGGGGGAGGAGGAGGAGGAGGAGCGCGCGGGUAAUGCCGAUCGUCUCCCGGUACCGCCGUCACCCGACAGCCCGCCCGGGACUGAGGGAGGGAGCGUGGCCGAUCCCCCAGCCUCACCCGAACCAUCGGCGGCAGCGGACAGCGGAGAGAGGGGCACGAUCUCGCCAGAGCACGGGGACGUGGUGGAUCCAGCCACCGCCGAGGCCUCGCCGCCCGACCUGGGAGCCAAAGCUGACACACGGGAGCCCGGGACCGAGACGCCGGCCACGGGGAGACGGAGCAGAGAGAGGCCGCAGCGGAGCGAGACCAGGCAGCGCGCGGAGACAUCACCGGCGCAGACUCCCACCGGGUCCAGGAGAGGCAACUGCAGGCAGCAGACCUCCCCUCAGCCCACCGCCAGCGACCACCCUCUCCCUCUAGAGGAGAGCCCCCAGUUUGCUGCCAAGGGUAGAGCCAAGCGCAGGACUGUGGCUUCCCCGCAGGGUGUGGCCGAGGUGCCCCUAGAAACCCCCAGCCCAUCGCAGCAACGGACCAGAGGCCGGAGCAGGAGGAAGCUGGUCAACAAAGAGCCGUCUCAAAGUGACCCUGUGGCGCGGACCAGUGAGACAGAGAGUGUGGCAGAGCCGCCGGUGAGCGAGGCUGCCGAGACAGCUUUGCCAUCGCACCGCGGUGGGUCAGAGCCCCAAGAGGAAGGUGGGACGGGACCCGAGGACCAGGAGAGUUGGGCCAAUGAUGAGACGCAGUUGUUCUGCGCUGAGCAGCGGGCUAACGGGGAGGUGGAGGAGGAGCGUGCGGGUAAUGCCGAUCGUCUCCCGGUACCGCCGUCACCCGACAGCCCGCCCGGGACUGAGGGAGGGAGUGUGGCCGAGCCCCCAGCCUCACCCAAACCAUCGGCGGCAGCGGACAGCGGGGAGAGGGGCACGAUCUCGCCAGAGCACGGGGACGUGGUGGAUCCAGCCACUGCCGAGGCCUCGCCGCCCGACCUGGGAGCCGAGGCUGACAUGCGGGAGCCCGGGACCGAGACGUCGGCCACGGGGAGACGGGGCAGAAGGAGGCCGCAGCGGAGGGAGACCAGGCAGCGGGCAGAGACAUCACCGGACGGGGCUGAGGUGGCCCCCGAAACCCAGAGCCCAUCGCAGCAACGGACCAGGGGCCGAAGCAGGAGGAAGCAGGAGUGCAUGCAGCCAUGUUUGCAGGGGACGGAGAUGCCCACUGGACCGUUGCCCAACGGCGGAGAUGCCAGCGCGCCACCGCAGAUGAAAACCCGCCGGCAGACGUGCCAGCCGUCCCCUGCCUUGUCGUUGGCCUCUCUGUCGGAGAGCCCCGCGGCCCCCAAGCGGAGCGAGACCAGGCAGCGGGCGGAGACCACAUCAGCGCAGACGCCCGCCCGGCCCAGGAGAGGCAACUGCAGGCAGCAGACCUCACCGCAGCCCACCGCCAGCGACCACCCUCGCCCUCUGGAGGAGAGCCCCCAGUUUGCUGCCAGGGGUAGAGCCAAGCGCAGGACUGUGGCUUCCCCACAGGGUGUGGCCGAGGUGCCCCCAGAAACCUCCAGCCCAUCGCAGCAACGGACCACGGGUCGGAGCAGGAGGAAGCAGGAGUGCACACAGCCCAGCUCGCAAGAGGCGGAGAUGGCCGCUGUACGGGUGCGGAGUUCAGGGACAGCAAGUCAGCCCGACAGCGAGAAAGAUGACAGCGCGCCGCCGCAGAUGAAAACCCGCCGGCAGACGUGCCAGCCGUCCCCUGCCUCGUCGUUGGCCUCCGUGUCGGAGAGUCCCACGGCCCCCAAGGUCAUGUUCACGGGGCUGGUGGAUGAAGAGGGGAUGGACGUGAUCCGGCAGCUCGGGGGCGAGGUGGUGGAGAGCGUGCACGACAGCACGCACCUGGUCGCUAACCGGAUCCGCCGCACCGUCAAGUUCAUGUGUGCUGUUGCCAGGGGCAUCCCUGUGGUCACGUCAGAAUGGCUGAAGCAGAGCGGGAGGAACCGCUACUUCCUCUCCCCCCGCAGCUUCUUGCUGGGUGACCGCGAGCAAGAGCAGAAGUUCAACUUCAGUCUGCGCGACUCCAUUCACAAGGCCAAGGAGCAGAGGCUGUUGCAGGAUUACCGGAUCCACGUGACGCCAGGUGUGCAGCCAGACCCCAGCCAGAUGGCCACUAUCCUGCAAUGCUGCGGGGCCACGGUGCUGCCCAAGAUGCCCAGAGCCAACAAGGUGAGACUCCAUGGUCGCUGCGUGGCCCUUGCUUCUCCAGCUCCCUCCCAUUCCCGCCUACCGACAAUCCUUCACUGUGUAUAGCCCGUCCUUCAUCAGUGAUGGGAGCAGAAUUAGGCCACUCCGCCAAUCAAGUCCACUCCGCCCUUCAAUCGUGGCUGAUCUAUCUCUCCCUCCUAACCCCAUUCUCCUGCCUUCUCCCCAUAACCCCUUGACACCUGUACUCAUCAAUAAUCUAUCUACCUCUGCCUUAAACAUGUCUACUGAUUUUUUUGGCCUCCCCAGCCUUCUGUGGCAAUGAAUUACACAGAUUCACCAACCUCUAACUAAAGAAAUUCCUCCUCAUCUAUUUCCUAAAGGAGUGUCCUUUGAUUCUGUAGCUAAGCCCUCUGGCCCUAGACUCUCGCAUUUGGGUGGCUCGGUGGCACAGCGGUAGAGUAACUGCCUCAGAGCGCCAGAGACCCGGGUUCGAUCCAUACCACGGGUACUGUCUGUAUGGAGUUUGUACGCUCUCCCCGUGACCUGUGUGGGUUUUCUCCAAGACCUCCAGUUUCCUCCCACACUUCAAAGCCGAACAUGUUUGUAGGUUAAAUGUUUACGAAGGAACUGCAGAUGCUGGAAAAUCGUAGGCCGACAAAAAUGCUGGAGAAACUCAGCGGGUGAGGCAGCAUUUAUGGAGCGAAGGAAAUAGGCAACAUUUCAGGUCAAAACCCUGUAGGUUAAUUGGCUUGGUAUAAAUGUAUACUGUAAAUUAGUCCUGUGUUGGUGUGUGUGU
This is a messenger RNA of Leucoraja erinaceus (little skate), 4385 nucleotides long. It is a transcript of the gene mdc1, whose product is annotated as mediator of DNA damage checkpoint 1. The record is from RefSeq and is a predicted model, not a curated record. The transcript is spliced from 14 exons. Gene Ontology annotation, molecular function: protein binding. The coding region runs from base 23 to 3694 and encodes 1223 amino acids. Gene Ontology annotation, cellular component: nucleus. Gene Ontology annotation, biological process: positive regulation of transcription initiation by RNA polymerase II. Lineage: Eukaryota; Metazoa; Chordata; Chondrichthyes; Rajiformes; Rajidae.